AGUUAGUGUUUUUGCUUUGGCUCCGAUCAUCCAACCCCAUGUGUCGUCUUCUCCAUGGCCUCCUCUUUCUUUAUCUACCUUCCCUCCCUGCUUCCCCUGCUUCCCUCGUCCCCCUCAUGGCCGAUUCUCCUUCUCCUUCUCCUUCUCCCUCCUCCAUGACCACCACCACCACCACCACCCUCCACCAUCCCUCCUCCGCCUUCAAUCUCACUCUCCUCAUCGCCGCCAUUGUCUGCGCCUUCCUCUGCGCCCUCGGCCUCAACACCAUGCUCCACUGCGUCUUCCAAUGCGCCGUCACUGAACCGCUCCAGUGGAUCGCCUCCCGCCGAAUCAAUUCCGGCCUCAAGAAGAAAGACAUGGUGGCUCUCCCGACUUCCACUUAUUACGCCAACCCUACCUCUUCGUCUUCUACUGCAACUUCUGCUUCUAAUUGUGCGAUUUGCUUGGCGGAUUUCUGCGACGGAGAUAGAAUUAGAUUCCUCCCAAAGUGCAGUCACACAUUUCACGUGGCCUGUAUCGAUAAGUGGUUGCUUUCUCAUUCAUCUUGCCCAACUUGCCGCCAUUUUCUGAAAUCCUCGAGUGAUUCACUUAACACCCUGCAUCUUAUGAUACCAUAGAUAUGUCUGUUUCAAUUUUUGAAUUAUGGAUGGUUUGAUAGUGAUCUUAGUACACAGUAGGUAGCUACCUAUCCAUGUUUUGAUUCCUGUGGAGGGAAUUUUUGCUUGCCUUAAUCUUGUUUAACUAGUGUUAGUUCUUCAUUAUGUGUGUUUGAGUAACAUAAUAAUACUCGCAACUUUGAAUUAUGUUAUCUUGGUGGUUUGAA
This is a messenger RNA of Neltuma alba, 823 nucleotides long. Its product is annotated as RING-H2 finger protein ATL74-like. The transcript has a single exon. Gene Ontology annotation, biological process: protein ubiquitination. Gene Ontology annotation, molecular function: transferase activity. Lineage: Eukaryota; Viridiplantae; Streptophyta; Magnoliopsida; Fabales; Fabaceae. The record is from RefSeq and is a predicted model, not a curated record. The coding region runs from base 39 to 617 and encodes 192 amino acids.